AUGAUGGAUUCUGCACUGAAGUUCCACCUGGCGCAGCAAAUCUCAAAAUCACUUCACAAAGCAAUGAUGAAAUUUAAAAAAGUUUCAUUUCAUAAAGAAAGGCUUCAGCUUUAUGCCAUUCCUAUACACUCAACAAUAAUUCAACGAACAAGAAAUAUCAUCCAAUUCUUCAAUCUAAUUUGCGCUAGCUGCACUAAGAAAUCAAGUCAUGACAAGAAAAUAAAUUAA
Molecule: messenger RNA, 228 nt
Organism: Clunio marinus
Lineage: Eukaryota; Metazoa; Arthropoda; Insecta; Diptera; Chironomidae
Source: the annotation of a GenBank genome assembly